Messenger RNA from Dracunculus medinensis (Guinea worm), 354 nucleotides. The record is from the annotation of a GenBank genome assembly. Lineage: Eukaryota; Metazoa; Nematoda; Chromadorea; Rhabditida; Dracunculidae.
AUGUGGAAAAGAGACAUGAAUUCUCCGAAUGAUCAUAAACUUACCUGGCUGGAAGGUUCUCACGAUCAAGAAGGUGGGGCCUUCAUGGUGAGGCUUGACCAUUGCACUUUAGGUCAGGUUGACCCGUGUGGCAUUCCCGAGUCGGGAUUCGCCAACAGCGUAAUUUUUGCGUUAGGGGACAGCGUACGCGCUUCCCUAAUUAUUGGUACUGGCGUUUGCCAAGGUUGUCCCAAGUUUCAGUACACUGGAAACAGUGAUGCUAUCGAUUGUUUUCCGAUGUGUGUGUGUGUGUGUGCUAUUCAUAUUGCAUCGAUUCCCUUAGCGAUUCUAAUCACAAUAAAGGUUCACAUAUGA